UGGGUGUCUGUCCCUCCAUGUCCCCCUCAAACACUGGGCAGUGGCACUGGCUGUCCCAGAUGGGGCUGAGUGUGGCUUCUACUCAGCUUUCUGAUUUCUUUCUUGCCUGUCUUCGAGCUUGUCUUCUAAACCCUGCCACUGAGCUGGAAGGGGGUACUGGGGGUGGAGAGGGGGCUGUUUUCCUCGUGGAUUUAAGAUGCUUCUCUUUCAGACCCCACAAAACUCGAGUACUUGGUGGGUGGGCAAUGAGUUGAAUUCAUAAAAUGUUGGUUAAGUUUUCCAACCCUGCAACUAAACCCCUUCCAAGUGCAGAAAAAGCAGCCUUGAGGCGGUGCUGGGAGGUGUUAGCCUUGCUGCAAACCCCAGUAACAGCAGCUCGUGGGUGCCAGGGAUGGGAUAGGAUAGGAUGGGAUGGGACAGGAUAGUGGGGAGGGGGUGUCCCCACAGGGGGCCCAGACCUGGUGUGGGCUGCCCUGGGGCACAGGUCUGUCGCUGGAGAGCCUGCUGACCAACAUGAGGUGCAAGUGCAUCAAAUCCACCGCCCACGUCAUCAACCUGGGGCUGAUCCUCACCAUCGAUGUUACCCUACCUGGCAUUCACUGCAGGAGGAAGGAGGUCAUCCUCACCCUGAAGAAGAACAGGAAGGUGUGUGUGGCCCCCGAGGCGCCCUGGAUCCAGCUGCUCAUCCACAAGCUGACACAGAGGAGCGGCCCCCAGAAAGCACGGCCACGGCGGGAAGCAGCGUGCUGCCCUUGGAGAAACCGCACCCUGUCCCUGCCACUGCCCACGGCCAAGGAGGCCAUGGUCACGAAUUCCUCGUGGGACAGCAAUGGCACAGCCCCCCUGCCCUGAGACACUGGGUUUGGUGGCACCACGCUGGCACUUCUCUGCUCCCUGGCUUUAGCAGGAGCCUUUCUCUGCUUCCCCCAGCCAAGGCUUUCCCCUCAGGCACCUGCUGUUUGCCUGCGCGGUCCCCCAUGCCCAUCCUGGGUGUCACCAAUAAAAGGAUGAAUGUG
Oenanthe melanoleuca is the source of this 1016-nucleotide messenger RNA. Its product is annotated as C-X-C motif chemokine 2-like. NCBI's taxonomy places the organism in Eukaryota, Metazoa, Chordata, Aves, Passeriformes, Muscicapidae. Bases 412 to 852 code for a protein of 146 amino acids. The transcript is spliced from 3 exons. Gene Ontology annotation, biological process: chemokine-mediated signaling pathway; cellular response to lipopolysaccharide; antimicrobial humoral immune response mediated by antimicrobial peptide. The record is from RefSeq and is a predicted model, not a curated record. Gene Ontology annotation, molecular function: CXCR chemokine receptor binding; chemokine activity. Gene Ontology annotation, cellular component: extracellular region.